UUAUUUACAAUUGAAUUUCGAUCUAAAUUAAUUGCUAUAAAAGUUGACGAUUAUUUACAAAUUGUAUCAUUCGUUUCUUGUAUACAUUUCAGUAAAGAACCAAACUACCAAUUAUCCUAACAUGGCUUUUAAGUUUGUUUUCGCACUUGCUUUUGUAGCGGUAGCCAGCGCCGGUCAUGUUCCAGCUGCUCAAGUUUAUCAUGCUGCUCCAGUUUCUGUACAUUCUGCUCCCGUAGCUGUUGCUCAAAAGGUUGUUGUUAAGUCAGAGGAAUACGAUCCUCAUCCUCAGUACAGAUUCUCUUAUGGUGUUGAUGACAAAUUGACUGGUGAUUCCAAGAGCCAAGUUGAAGAACGUGAUGGUGAUGUAGUCCGUGGUGAAUACUCUUUGAUUGAUGCUGAUGGCUAUAAACGUACUGUUCAAUACACUGCUGAUGCCCACAAUGGAUUCAAUGCUGUCGUUCAUCGUGAACCUCUUGUCAAGACUGUUGCUCCAGUUGCUCAUUAUGCUGCUCCUGCUGUAGUAAAAACUGUUGCUCCUGUAGCUCACUAUGCUGCUCCCGCUGUAGUAAAAACCGUUGCUCCUGUUACCCACUAUUCUGCUCCAGCUGUAGUAAAAACUUUUGCUCCAGUAGCUCACUACUCCGCUCCUACUGUAGUUAAGAGUGUAGCUCCAGUAGCUCAAUACGCAACUCCUGCUUACACACACUAUUCAGCACCAGCUGUAGUUAAAACCUUAGCACCCGUGGCUCACUACUCCGCACCAUCUCAUUAUACAUCUUAUGCUGCCCCAGCUGUUACAUACCAUCACAUGGCGAUUACUUUCAAAUUGUAUCAUUCGUUUCUUGUAUACAUUUCAGUAAAGAACCAAACUACCAAUUAUCUUAACAUGGCUUUUAAGUUUGUUUUCGCACUUGCUUUUGUAGCUGUUGCCAGCGCCGGUUAUGUUCCAGCUGCUCAAGUUUAUCAUGCUGCUCCAGUUUCUGUACAUUCUGCUCCCGUAGCUGUUGCACAAAAGGUUGUUGUUAAGUCAGAGGAAUACGAUCCUCAUCCUCAGUACAGAUUCUCUUAUGGUGUUGAUGACAAAUUGACUGGUGAUUCCAAGAGCCAGGUUGAAGAACGUGAUGGUGAUGUAGUGCGUGGUGAAUACUCUUUGAUUGAUGCUGAUGGCUACAAACGUACUGUUCAAUACACUGCUGAUGCCCACAAUGGUUUUAAUGCUGUCGUACACCGUGAACCUCUUGUCAAGACUGUUGCACCAGUAGCUCAUUAUUCCGCUCCUGCUGUAGUAAAAACUGUUGCUCCUGUAGCCCACUAUGCAGCCCCCACUGUACUCAAAACUGUUGCUCCUGUAGCUCACUACUCCGCUCCUGCCGUAGUCAAGACUGUUGCUCCUGUUGCCCACUACUCCGCUCCAGUCGCCCACUACUCCGCUCCAGUCGCUCACUAUUCCGCUCCUACUCAUUAUACAUCUUAUGCUGCUCCAUCUGUUUCAUACCAUCAUUAAGUUAUUAAAAGUACG
Molecule: messenger RNA, 1519 nt
Organism: Lucilia sericata (common green bottle fly)
Lineage: Eukaryota; Metazoa; Arthropoda; Insecta; Diptera; Calliphoridae
Exons: 4
Coding region: 122-1504 (460 amino acids)
Cellular component (GO): extracellular matrix
Source: RefSeq, a predicted model, not a curated record